AUGGCAGAAGCAUGGCUAAGUGUGUGUUGUGGUGUGUUGCAUGUAGAUGUCGCUGAAACCGGAGGCGGGCAACACGAACCGGUGGCGUCCGGGGGCAGAACUGGGGGCAGCAGCCCGGCAUCAGGGGCGGCAGCUAGGGCGGCCCGAAGGGGCAACAGACGGCUCACGAGAAACGAGAGCCGGUACCAUUCAGAUAACAAAAAUAAUAUCUAUGCUGAGACAAAUCUCAAAAGGCAAUGCAGGCCAACUCUGAACGCCGGUAACAUCUGCUCAUAA
This is a messenger RNA of Acanthoscelides obtectus, 276 nucleotides long. The record is from the annotation of a GenBank genome assembly. Lineage: Eukaryota; Metazoa; Arthropoda; Insecta; Coleoptera; Chrysomelidae.